Messenger RNA from Sclerotinia borealis F-4128, 717 nucleotides. The record is from the annotation of a GenBank genome assembly. NCBI's taxonomy places the organism in Eukaryota, Fungi, Ascomycota, Leotiomycetes, Helotiales, Sclerotiniaceae.
AUGGCAGCUUCUCCAACCACAGUCUUUGCGAAAUCACGCAUUCGUCAAGCGGAACCCAAAGAUAUUGAUGCCAUCACAACAGCAAUGCUUGCCUCAUUCGCCUCUGAUACUAUGUGGCGAUAUCGAUAUCUCUAUCGUGAAGAAUAUCCCGACGAUCAUAUAAAAUAUACUCGACUUUAUAUCGAGCUCAUGGUUUCCGGAUCUUUUCCAGACUAUCUAACUAUGAUUCUGGAAGUCGAAGAAGAUUCAAUCUGGAACGUUGCUGCUUUGUCUAUAUGGAAUAUUUCAUAUGCGAACAGGCGUAUAUAUGCAGCUAAGGGACAAGAAUAUGUUACCCUUACACCCAACGCAGCAAUGGAAGCAGCAGGAGUAAAUAAUCGCAAAGACAAGAACCCAAUUUAUGAUGCAGCUUUCCUGAAAUGUGUUUUGGGGGCACGAAAGAAAUAUUCUGAGAUGUUUGAAGGGAACGACCUCUAUCUUAACUUGAUGGGCACUCAUCCAACCUACAGGCGUCGAGGUUAUGCUAGUCAAUUAUUGAGAUGGGGAAUUGAGAGAGCCGAACGUGAUAAUGCACCACUUUCUUUAUCGGCGAGUCCAAUGGGGGAACCGACAUAUCUUGCUUGUGGAUUUGAGGAGAUUGGAAGGGUUGAUCUAGUAGUUGAGGGCGAUUAUGAGAAACAGGAGCUCGUGCAAAUGGUUUAUAGACCUAGGAAAUGA